This is a messenger RNA of Lachancea fermentati, 924 nucleotides long. The record is from the annotation of a GenBank genome assembly. Lineage: Eukaryota; Fungi; Ascomycota; Saccharomycetes; Saccharomycetales; Saccharomycetaceae.
AUGAAAUUAGACGACACCAUCGACUCACUACGACAGGGCAAGCACAUCCCAGAAGAGACUGUGUACUCGUUAUGUUUAAAGUCUCAAGAACUUUUGAUGAAUGAGGCUAAUGUAACACACGUUGAUACGCCAGUAACGAUAUGCGGGGACAUUCAUGGCCAGCUGCAUGACUUACUUACUUUGUUCGACAAGAGCGGGGGCAUAGAGAAGAAUAGAUACAUUUUCUUAGGGGAUUUCGUUGAUAGAGGGUUUUACUCUUUGGAAAGCUUUCUACUGCUCCUGUGUUAUAAACUCAGGUAUCCAGAUCGAAUUACAAUGAUACGCGGCAAUCAUGAAACUCGGCAGAUCACAAAAGUUUAUGGGUUUUACGAUGAAAUUGUGCGAAAAUACGGGAAUAGUAAUGUUUGGCGCUACUGUUGUGAAGUAUUUGACUAUUUAUCACUUGGUGCCAUAAUUAAUGAUCGUAUAUUCUGUGUUCACGGAGGGCUUUCUCCAGAUGUCACCACGAUAAACCAAAUUCGAUCCAUAGACAGAAAACAGGAGGUGCCACACGAGGGAGCAAUGUGUGAUUUACUCUGGAGUGAUCCCGAUGACGUGGAUACCUGGAGUCUUUCGCCAAGAGGAGCAGGAUUCUUAUUCGGGAGAAACGAAGUAGAACAGUUUUUGCACAAGAACAAAUUCGAACUGAUAGCGCGGGCACACCAGUUGGUCAUGGAAGGGUAUAAAGAAAUGUUUGAUGGUGGAUUAGUGACCGUAUGGUCAGCACCAAACUACUGCUACAGAUGCGGUAACGUCGCAGCAGUUCUGCGAGUGGAGGACGAUUUGGACAGAAAUUACAUGAUUUUCGAAGCCGUUCAGGCUCAGGAUGGAGUGGGUAAUGCAAUAAUACCGACUAAAAAGCCUCAGAUGGAUUACUUCCUGUGA